AUGCUGUCCAAUCCGCCAACGAGUAUUCAAGCCAGGCAGAGGCAACACCGCCGCCAGAAUUCGACACCCUCUGCCUUCGAAGGCGCGAAUAUCUCACCACUGCCCAAUGCCAACAACAGACGACAAGCCGCUGCCCACCGGCGCGGUCUAAGUCUCGAUAUCAGACGACAACAGACGACACCACAGACAGCACGGCAGGACUUGAAUAAGGUAAGAAUGACUACUAACAAUACAGGACUAGCAAAUACUUCGCAGCAUAACGUUCUGCGAGAAGCGCAGCAGCAACGCACCCAAGCACGCCCGGGCCCCAACCAAAUGCAAUAUGCCUCCAUGGCAUCUAACGACAAUGAGAGCUUCUUGAUCUCGCCACAUGGAACUCCUCAGACACAACGGUUCGACUCGUCAUCAUGUUUCGACGCCAAUGCUUUCCGGUUUCCAUACGGAUCCCAAUUGGACAUGAUGAUGCAGAAAAACCAGGAGAACUUCUACAAUAAUAUGGCUGAGAGCAAAACCUUUGAACUCUACUCCAAUGACAGUGCUCUAUCAACUCCCACCUUCAUGAAUUUUCCAGACAGCCCUGCCGGCCAGGCUUGGUCCGCUGAUGACGCAAAUGGUCGCCGAAAUUCAAGGCGAAUCAGCGACGGUAUCAUGGAGCGUGUAAACAAGUUUGAGAGCAUGGGUAUUGAAGAGCAUCAAAGACCUACCACACCACUAAAUCAGAAUGGAACUAACUACUAUCCCCCUACCCCAAUGGAAACACCUCAUGACCGUAUGGCCAAGCAAGAAGCCAGACCAGAGAGAUUUGCCGAGGAUUAUGAUGAGUCAAUGGAAGAAACUAUUAAGCCUAACCGGAGCAACCGCUCUGCUCCUCGAGCCCAAUCAGUCUUUGCAGAGAUGAGACAGCAAGCCGAAGAAAACGUCGCUGUACCUAGCCCGCCGAAGACAAGCACGAUACCUGAUACCAAGACGUUCAGUAACCUGGAGUCGCAAAAUUCAGACUAUAUGAGCAUGAGCGAAAUGCGAAACGAGUUUGUCAAGAUGGAAGACCCAAAUGACGUAUCUAGAUUUGAGCUGGAUACGAAUCGCUCGUUCUCGGACUUGUCUCAACACACGUCUCCUGAGUCUCAGUAUAUUGGCCAGUUUGGUGGUGUCUUCGAUGGAAAGCUAGAUCUUCAGCAUGUGCCUCAUUCCGACUCCAAUGCCGAAUCCGGAAAGUCUUCUCUCCACCGCCGCACAGAGUCUGUUGCCAGUAUAGCCAGCGCAGCUAGUAUCGCUGACAUCAACAUUGAUGAGACUCGGACAGAUACUGGUGUGACUUCGGAGGAGAUUUCUCAGUAUAUCCACAGCCCUGAGACAACGGACGGCAAGUGGGUUUGCCUGUUUGAAGACUGCGGCAAGCAGUUUGGACGAAAGGAAAACAUCAAAUCACAUGUGCAAACACACCUCAACGACCGACAAUACCAAUGCCCUACCUGCAAGAAGUGCUUUGUGCGUCAGCAUGAUCUCAAGAGACACGCCAAGAUUCAUACCGGAAUCAAGCCAUAUCCCUGCGAAUGCGGGAACAGCUUCGCCCGUCACGAUGCUCUGACCAGACACCGCCAACGAGGCAUGUGUAUCGGUGCCUUCGACGGAGUUGUCCGCAAGGUCGUCAAGCGUGGCCGCCCCAGGAAGAAUCGCCCAGAUAUGGACACCAGAAUGGAGAAAUCAGCAAGAACCAGGAAGAAGAACAUGUCCAUUAGCUCAGUUUCAUCUCUGUCCGGAUAUUCCGAUAGCUCUGCCGUCAAUUCUCCUGAGAACGAUUAUAACAUGCUCGAUGACAUGUUGGACAUGACAAUUGCCAAGAACAGAAGUCAUGGGAUGCCAUCCAUGUCAACAGCUCCUAUGCCUACAUUAGUACCCAAAGGAAUUAGCCAAGGCAUGGCUGCUUCUCCUUCAGUUGUCAGCGUGCACUCGUAUGUGUCACCUGAGGCUAUCAUGGACAAGAUGCCGUCACAUCCUGCAUCACCUGCAAAAAGCGGCGUCAGCCAUUACAACACACCACCUGGGCUAUCUCAGUCUUCGUCACCACCACAUGGCCAAUUCUUUGAUAUGGACCCCCAUACGUCAUCUUCUGGAGCUGACGAUUUGGCGGGCAUGUCAACGGGAAACAGCAUGAUUGACUCGUCCGGUAUGGAUGGAACUCUACCUAUGGGUAUGGGUGACCAAGCCGAGGACUUGCUGCUACAAUUUAGCGAAGAAGACGCCGGCCUGUUGCAGCUGGAUCGCGAAACAAGCAUGCUCAUGCUAAAUAAGUUUGAUGAUGAAUUUGAUAACACUGUCGGCAUGUUCACCAACAAUGACGACAUGUUCUUCAGUAACCCGUGA
Molecule: messenger RNA, 2364 nt
Organism: Pochonia chlamydosporia 170
Lineage: Eukaryota; Fungi; Ascomycota; Sordariomycetes; Hypocreales; Clavicipitaceae
Product: metallothionein expression activator
Exons: 2
Coding region: 1-2364 (787 amino acids)
Biological process (GO): negative regulation of transcription by RNA polymerase II
Molecular function (GO): DNA-binding transcription repressor activity, RNA polymerase II-specific
Source: RefSeq, a predicted model, not a curated record